Molecule: messenger RNA, 552 nt
Organism: Brassica napus (rape)
Lineage: Eukaryota; Viridiplantae; Streptophyta; Magnoliopsida; Brassicales; Brassicaceae
Exons: 2
Coding region: 1-552 (183 amino acids)
Source: RefSeq, a predicted model, not a curated record
AUGGUAGAUCUCAAAGGGAAAGGAAUUAUCUAUGAAGAAGAUGAUGAACCAAUCCAAUUGUUUGAUGAAGAUGAUGCGCACACAAUACGAGAGUACCGUAUGUCUCUCAUUGGAAAGGUUCUUAACCCUAAGAAGCAAAAUGUGGAGAAGCUAAUCCAGUAUAUGCCUACUCAAUGGAAGAUGCAAGAUCGAAUCACAGCGAACGAUCUUGGUAAUGGAAAAUUUCUAUUCAACUUUGCAUCUGAGGAAGAUCUUCAAGCUGUUCUUACACUACAAGAAAACAGCGUGAAAAAUUUAAAAAACAUUGGAAGAAAGCUCGGCCAUGUUGAUACUAUUGAGCUUGAGGCUGGCCGGCUUCUGAUUAAUGUUGACACAAGGAAGCCUCCUGUGUUUAAGAAGAAAGUGCAAUCCCCAGUUGGAGAGGAAGUCACCAUCACGAUCAAGUAUGAUUUGCUGUUUAAACACUGUACUCCCUGUGGCCUGCUUACCCAUGAGGAGUCUUAUUGCUCGAAGAAGGUGGAGAUGAUGAAGGCGCAAACAGUUAAGGCAUGA